Molecule: messenger RNA, 528 nt
Organism: Pelobates cultripes (western spadefoot toad)
Lineage: Eukaryota; Metazoa; Chordata; Amphibia; Anura; Pelobatidae
Source: the annotation of a GenBank genome assembly
AUGCAGGCAGAACUCCAGUGUCAUGGCAAAGAUUCUGCACAGCUUGUCAGUGCAUGUUAUGAGGAGCAAGUUCAGAUCAUCUUGUCAGAAUUUGAGAAGUGUUUUACUGACUUUACAUCCAUUAAGCCUGUUGCCAGCUAUCUGUGUUUUCCGUUUGGGGAGGGCAUUGAUGUGGAUUACAUGGCUUCCAAAGUAGCAGCACUGUUUGAACUGGAUAACUCUGCCGUUGAGAGUGAGAUUCUCACACUGCAAAAUGACAUUGAGAUGGAAUCCAGGGCAACACCUGGCAAGAAAGGAGACUUCUGGAACCUUCUGAUGGAACAAAAAUAUCCCAACCUCAGAAGAUGGGCUUUGAACUUGACUGCACUUUUUGGAUCAACUUAUUUGUGUGAGACUGCUUUCUCUCACAUGAAAAUCAUCAAGUCCAAGUACAGAUCCACAAUGACAGACAUUCACCUUGUGGCCUGCCUAAGGUUUGCAACCAGCUCCUACUGCCCUGCCUACGAGAAACUAGCUGCCUCCUCCUAA